This is a messenger RNA of Seriola aureovittata, 1318 nucleotides long. RefSeq names its product alpha-1-microglobulin/bikunin precursor (gene ambp). Gene Ontology annotation, cellular component: plasma membrane; cell surface. The transcript has 10 exons. Bases 90 to 1160 code for a protein of 356 amino acids. Lineage: Eukaryota; Metazoa; Chordata; Actinopteri; Carangiformes; Carangidae. Gene Ontology annotation, molecular function: serine-type endopeptidase inhibitor activity. The record is from RefSeq and is a predicted model, not a curated record.
GAAGAGUUGAGAGCAGGUAGCCCUUUCCUGGGUUUCAGUGUCUUAGGCUUUAGUCCUCUCAGAGACGAGUGAGCAGACAGGCUGAUAGGAUGCAGAAAGUGAUUCUGGUUCCCCUGCUGGUCCUGGGAUGGACCUCGACCCUUGAGGGGCUCCUUGUUCUCCCAGAACCUCUCUACGCCACACAGGAGAACUUUGACUUGGCCCAGUUUUUGGGAACUUGGCAUGAUGUUGCCAUUGCAAGUACAUGUCCCCAUAUGCAGCGUCACCGGGGAGAUGCAGCCAUUGGUAAGCUGGUUCUGCAAAGAGGCACCAGCGAAGACAAACUCAAGAUGAAACGAACCGUACUCAGACAUGGGACAUGUAAGGAGAUCUCUGGGGAAUACGAGUUAACCACCACACCAGGACGGUUCUUCUACCAUGUUGAGAGGUAUGGGUCAGACGUGGAUGCCUACGUGGUUCACACAAACUACAACGAGUACGCAAUAGUGAUAAUGAGCAAACAGAAAUCAUCAAGGGAGAAGAGCAUCUCAUUGAAGCUUUAUAGUCGGACUAUGGCUGUGAGACCCACUGUGCUGGAGGACUUCAAAACACUGGUCAGACAAGAGGGAAUGAGUGCCGACACUAUUAUCAUUAAGCAGGACAAAGGUGACUGUGUUCCUGGAGAGGUAGUGGCAGAACCAUCAGCUCAGCCUGAGCCUGAGCCUCAGCGGGUGAGGAGAACUUUGAUCCCUGUUAUGGUUGCUGCAGAGGAGGAGGGUUCUGCUGAUGAUUCACCUCUUUUCAAUGGAACCGAGGCUUGUCAAGCAGAACCAGAUACGGGACCAUGUUUUGGGUUGCACCAGCGUUACUACUACAACGCCUCCUCAUUGAGCUGUGCAAUCUUUAAGUAUGGAGGGUGUUUGGGCAACCAGAACAACUUUCAGAGUGAGAGAGAGUGUCUGCAGAGAUGUCGCACUGAGGCUGUGUGCCGUCUGCCAUUGGCAGCCGAACCCUGCACAGGUCAGCCACCCAUCUGGUCCUUUGACUCCACCAUUGGUCUCUGUGUGCCCUACAAACAGGGCUUCUGCCAGACCAACGCCAACAAGUUCUACAGCAAGGCUGAGUGUGAGGAGUACUGCGGGGUGGUUAAAGAUGACGGAGAGCUCCUGAAUACAAACUGAGUGACAUGAUGUGCUCUUCUGAACUUAUAAUACACUAAUGCAGCAUGAACCAGCAUCACAGAAGGUGCACAGUAAAGAAACAUGAAUUUGUCUAAGCACUCACAAAAUAUGAGAAGUCAUAUCACAACAGAUCACCAAUAAAACAAGUCAUUACUCUG